This is a messenger RNA of Ambispora leptoticha, 663 nucleotides long. The record is from the annotation of a GenBank genome assembly. NCBI's taxonomy places the organism in Eukaryota, Fungi, Glomeromycota, Glomeromycetes, Archaeosporales, Ambisporaceae.
AUGCCGUUGCUCAACAAGCAAACGGUUUUGGAGGAGGUUUCAGAGGAAAAGGUUUUGGCGGAGGUUUCGGACAAAAUAAAGGAUUUUGAUGCAAAUUUUGCCAAAAACUCUUUAUCUGGUGGUGCAAGUGGAAAUGUUUGUGAUAUCUCAAAAAUCAAAACUAAAGCAGAUGGUACUCAAAAAAAGAAUGGCGGUCAAUCCUGUUCCUUUACUCAACUAGGAGAAAUCCCUGAUGUUAGCAAAAUGGUCUCAUCUCUUAUUACCUCACCAAACAAUGGCGGCACCGUAAAAGCGAACACUCCUUUCACAGUCUCUGUAACCACUACAAAUUUAGAACUUGGAAACUUUGAUAAUCCAGAUACCGAAUAUUAUUUAUUUUCACAACAAUUAAACAAUCAGGGUCUCGUCAAAGGACAUACACAUAUUACAAUCCAGCAAUUAACAUCUAAUACCUCGCCGCCAGAUGCAAGAAAUUUCGCUUUCUUCAAAGGGUUGAACGAUCCAUCCAAUAGCGGCUCUUUAUCUACAUCUGUAGCGAAUGGAUUACCAGCUGGACAGUAUCGUGUUUGCACAAUGACUGCUUCCUUCGCACAUCAACCUCUCAUCAUGCCCGUUGCUCAACGUGGUUCUCAAGAUGAUUGUAUUCGAAUUACAGCUGCUUAA